Messenger RNA from Oryzias latipes (Japanese medaka), 1617 nucleotides. RefSeq names its product heme binding protein 2 (gene hebp2). Gene Ontology annotation, molecular function: heme binding. Gene Ontology annotation, cellular component: cytoplasm. NCBI's taxonomy places the organism in Eukaryota, Metazoa, Chordata, Actinopteri, Beloniformes, Adrianichthyidae. The record is from RefSeq and is a predicted model, not a curated record.
UUUUAACCAAUCAGAUUGUGCCGUUGCAUUCGCCCCCCCCCCUCCCUUGAAACCGGAAGUGUAUUGCAUAAAACACAAACAAGUGCAACACCCUGAAGCAACACGGCGCGCACUCAUUUCCAGCUCGGAAGCCUGAGUUAUCAUUUCACCUGUGAAAUAAACAAAACAGCGGCUCCGUCAUGCUCAGAGCUGUGGGACAAGUCUUAUUCUCAUCUGGACUGCAGAAUCCCAAAUUUACAGCAGGAGAGAAGAAGGCACAGGACUAUGAGAUCCGCACCUACCAUCCUGCAAAGUGGGUGAGCACCACCCUGAGUGGGAUGCAGGGUGAAGAACACAUCAAAACUGGCUUCCGCAGACUCUUCAACUAUAUUCAGGGCAACAAUAAAAACAAGACAAAGGUGGAUAUGACGGCCCCCGUGACUUGCCAUGUGGUCCCUGGGGCCGGACCGGCGUGCGAGUCUCAGUUCACCAUCUCCUUCUACCUGCCAGAGGAGCAUCAGGCCAACCCCCCUGAACCCAGCGAGGCUGGGGUUUUUGUGGAGGACAGAAAGGAGUUCACUGCCUACGUCAGGACUUAUGGCGGAUUCUCAAAUGAAAACAUGAAGCGAGAAGAACUGCUGAAACUUCUGGAGAGCUUGAAGAGGGAUGGCGUCGAAUUUGUCGACAAGCCGUACUACACGGCCGGCUAUGACAGCCCCUUUAAACUGACCAACCGCAGGAACGAGGUGUGGGUCCUCAAGAACGCAGAGAACCAGUAGAUAGAAGUCUGUCCUCCUCAACCGUGUGCAGCUGACAUUUACUUACAUCAAAGGAAAUUGUUUGACCACUUUCAGAUUCCAGAAUUAUUUAACAUAAAAACGUUGCAAAUUGUUCUGUAAAUAAAUGAUUUAAAUAAGGGAACAGUUAGAUGCAAUGUGGUGGGAUGUCCAGCAGGGGGAGACAGUCAAGUGCAUUUCUCUCACUAAGUGCCCUUUAUUUUUACUCUACAUAAACAUUUUAAGAGCACUAACUUUUAGGGGUUGAUACAGACAUUUGAAUAAAAAAUGACUGACAGAUUAAUCAAAAAUACUUAUAAUAAAUACACUAGUUGUUUACAUUGUCCUUUUUAUAUGACCCUCUGGUGUCUCUCAGGUUAAAUUUAGCCAAAUCAUUGUUGGGGGUGCUAAAAAUAAAUUUUUUCAAAGAAUUGCGUUGGGUUAUGUUCAACAAGGAGAUAUUUUAGGAAUGGGAGUAAAGAUUUAUUUGCGUUACAGAAAAAAUGUGCAUAAAAUAAUUCCACGAUCUUUGAUGUUUUGUGUGAACUUGGACCCUGGAUGUAUAAAUGGAACUUUAACUUUAAAUGGAACAGCUAAUGGAACUUUAACUUUUAAUGUUUUUGGUUUUGUUAUUUUGCUCUUUUGCUGACCUCAGUUUAACCUCCAAACCAACUGGUUGUUGUGAGUUUGUGAAGAGCAAAUAAGAAAAAAAAAAUGCUUUCAAUUGAAACAAUCUGCUUUAAAGGGAUGCUACGAUACUGCUUUAACAAAAGAGACCAAUGAUUUUUUUAUGGUUUAAGUGGGUUCUAACUAUAAAAAUGUUUUGUUUAAUAAACAAUAAACAGGUUCCCAGACAGAUGAA